CGUCACUGAAGAGUAAUAGUACUACAGUGACCAAGGGAGUGAACGCUGCUCCCCAGUCCUAUGUAAGCGGCCAAGUCGUUGUUGUCGUUGCUCUCAGUGCAUCAUCACCGACCUUAGUGGUCGCCUCACUUGGAUUUAUUUUGUGCAUCGAAGUCCACGUUCAGUGGCAACUGGAACAUAUUCACAAUGUUUAAAGUGUUUACGUCAGUGAAUAACUAUCUGAAUUCAAGCCCAGUCAUGGGCAUCCCACAAGAGAAAGUCAAACAAGUGGCCAUGGCCGUUCGCGAAGCAGCAGCGCGCGAACACCACAACAAUAAUCUCAACAGUAACAUGGACUCAAACCAGCCAGCCCGUAACAACAACAACAACCAACACGGUCACCACCACCAUCUCCACCACCAUCAUUCCCAGCUGCCCUUCGAUCGCCAGUACAAAGUUUUCGUGGAUCAGAUCUUGGGCGAAGGGGGUUUUGGCCGUGUGUAUGCGGGCGUCCGUAUCAGGGACAACCUCCCUGUGGCCAUUAAGCAAGUGUCCAAAUACAGAGUGCCUGCUUGGGGAACGUUGAAAGGUCAGCGAGUUCCCCUGGAAAUCUGCCUCCUCAAGAAGGCCUCCCACAUUCCUGGUGUCAUCAAGCUAAUUGCUUGGUUCCAGCUCUCAGAUUGCUUCAUCAUCGUCAUGGAGCGACCUGAAUCAGUGAAGGAUCUUUUCGACUACAUCACCGAGAGGAAGUACUUACCCGAGCCUGAAGCUCGGUACCUUUUCCGUCAAGUAGUCGACGUCGUCAGACAGUGCCACGCAGCUGGUGUCAUUCAUCGUGACAUCAAGGAUGAGAAUCUCCUUGUUACCACAGACAGACAGGGCAGGAAGGUCCUCAAGCUCAUCGACUUUGGUUCGGGAGCGUUCUUGGAGGACCACAUCUACACAGACUUUGAUGGUGGUACUAAGGUAUAUGCCCCACCUGAAUGGAUCCAGCACAACCAGUACCAAGCCAGUCCUGCCACAGUGUGGUCGUUGGGUAUCUUGUUAUACGACAUGGUGUGUGGCGACAUUCCCUUUGCCACAGACGAACAGAUCUUGGCGGCGAGAUUACACUUCAGAGUUCCCGUCUCAGAAGAGGUCCAAAGUCUCAUCCGUCUCUGCUUAAGGUACAGACCAGAGGAACGUCCAUCCCUUGAGCAGAUUUUACAGCAUCCUUGGUUAAGAGGACCUCGUGACUCUGGUGCCAACUUCAUCGGGGGAAUGGGCAUGGGUAUCAGCGGUUCCUUGGGCCCAAUGGGGCUCUCCCUAAACGAUUCCUUACUCGACAGUGACGCCUCUUCACUCGAUAAGCAUUCGACGGGGAGCGACGCGUCGCGCGAGUCGGAAGAGUUUUGACGUCCGGGAGCUGGGUAGGCCUCUUCCGGCCGGUGACGCCCCCAUGGGAAGUCAGCAGCCACGGAAGACCCAAUCCUUUAUAAACUCCGUUCCACAAGCCCUUCCUUCUUCUGUAGCUAGUGAAAUACGUGGAUUCUCGUCCGCCAGGUGCGGCGGCGGAGGCGCUGGCUCGCCCCCCCCCCCCCCCCCCCCCCCCCCCCCCCCCCCCCCCCCCCCCCCCCCCCCCCCCGAAAAAUCCCCCUCUCCCAACCUCGCAGCCCCGUGUCCGGUCGCCAUCGCCCUCCUGCAGUGAGCGGAGCAGCAGCAGCUUUUUGUUUUUUUCUCAUCUCGUCGGUUCACCUCUUCCCUCCUGCCGCAGUAGGGAGAUGCCCCGGGUCACGGUACCUUCAGGUCCCUCACACACUCCGUCGUGAGAAAGAAGGAAAGAAAAUGGACCUAGUCGGUGCUAUGUACCCCCAUUACUAAGGGACCCUGUGCCUGAUUAAAAAAUUAAAAUUAAAAAAAAAUAUAUGGCACGUUAAUCUCACCAAAGCCUCGGAAACGACCUUUUGGCCGGGUGUUGUCCAAAUCCGGCCUCGAAGGCGUUCUGUCUCAUGUAUAAUUAUUGUUUUUCUCUGAGAGAAAUUGUACAUAUUGUAAUUUAAAGUAUAUUUAUAGUAAGUUAUAUUGUACAUAUUGUAAUGAAUCUUGCUUUUUAAGAUUAAUUUAUAUCUGUCAGUUUCGACAGGGGAACCUCCCUUCAAUGCAAGUGGUGUUUUGUAUUACAAAAAGUUUAUACAGAAAGAUAUCCUUAUUUUUGUAAGAAAAUACCCUACAAAAUUCCCGUGAUUAAAAAUAAAAUGUUGAGAACUUA
Molecule: messenger RNA, 2227 nt
Organism: Macrobrachium nipponense
Lineage: Eukaryota; Metazoa; Arthropoda; Malacostraca; Decapoda; Palaemonidae
Product: serine/threonine-protein kinase pim-3-like
Exons: 4
Coding region: 187-1374 (395 amino acids)
Biological process (GO): protein autophosphorylation
Cellular component (GO): cytoplasm
Molecular function (GO): protein serine/threonine kinase activity; ATP binding
Source: RefSeq, a predicted model, not a curated record